CUAUUGAGUUAAUUAGUCGCGCCAUCUAAUCACWAUGAACUACAGUCACGACAAUAUUUUAGUCUAUCACGCUUAGGUUAAAAGUCGAUAUCAACACAUCUAGAAACACCUUUGAAUGAAAGUCUUGAAAGAAAACUGAGAACAAAGGACCAAAGAGAAGAACUAAUCGGCCAUGGAGCUGAUAAAUUGCUUUCUACUCGUAAUAAUUGUAUCGUCAAGUGUUGCUGCAGCUUCAGAUUGCGGUAAACUAACGAAUACGUCGAUACUUAGCGGAACAAUCACCAGCCCCCUCGAUACAAGCAACAAGAGCUGUCAAUGGAAUAUCGAACUUCCGCCUAAAUACACGUCGCUCCAGAUACGCAUUCAUGAUCUGAAUCUCAGAAAUUGCACUAAUUGCUCGUGUGACUAUAUCGAGGUGUGGAACUCGCAAACUAAAGACCCUCGACACUGGGUUGGRAAAUUUUGUGGCGAUCUUAAGGAUAAAUAUAUUGAAAUCAAACAAACAAAUCAUUUGCUGGUGGAAUUUGGAUCCAGUUACUGGUCAGGGAUGAAGAGUAAUCACACGUUUCUUUCUUAUCGAGGAUCUGAAGUUCCUGUUUCUCAAACUUCGCCUACAGCUGCAGAUUGUGGUAAAAUAACUAACACAACAAUGGAUUAUGGCACGAUCACAAGUCCUAUCAAUACGACCAACAAGAAAUGUCUGUGGCACAUCCAAGUGUCAGCGAGAAACACAGAAAUCAKUUUAGAUUUCAACGACUUGAAGCUGAUGGAUUGUCCCAACUGCUCAUGUGACUACAUCGAGGUGUGGAGUUCGCGAACUAAAAACCCUCAACAGUGGAUUGGAAAAUUUUGCGGCGAMUUCAGGCAUAAGUAUAUUCAUGCCAAAGGGAAUAAUGCCUUGGUGGAAUUCGGGUCCUCAUCUUAUUCACGAAUGAAGGGCAACCACACGUUUUUGUCUUAUAAAAGCCAGCAGAUAGUCGUUUGCUUUUUCCCAACUUUUUCUGGAUCUCGAUCAAGUGUCUUAGCAGUAACAGCCAUUGGAAUCGUCUUCUCUAUUCUGCUUCUUAUCGGAGCUCUAGGGUGUGGAAUGUACGCCCUUCAGCGCGUAACGGCGAAGCGAGAACGCAGAUCUCGGCGAAGAAGACGUUCACAAUUACAACAAGUGGAUGUCAAUCUUCCACACUUGCCUAAAUUACCAAACUACUUUGAUACUGAUUAUAAUUCAGUUUUGCCGCAAUAUCUUGGGUUCAGGGGUGAAGUGAAUAAAGCAGUCAGYGAGUCACCGCCUCCAUACGACGAACCCCCACCGUAUUCCAUAACAGAGGCAGCAGAGACGGUGGGUGUGGAAACAACUGUACAGAAAGUUACAUCUUAAAGUCAUGCAGGAUACUAGAUUCAUCCUUAAAUGAUGCCUGCACGUGUAAAUAYCACAAGUAGUUGGUCGAGUCACUGAAAUAUUAACAUUGUUUAAUUCUAAUGGUUUUUUAAACCUCGAUAUUGCAUUAAGGAUUUGUUAAAACACUACUGGUCCAAGUAACCAAACGUAUUCCAAUAGUGAUUGACACUAACAUCAAGUGGUGAUCCACUACGAACAAUAGAUGUUUUACAGCCUAGAGACACUACAAGACGAUUAGGUUCAUCUAUAAAACAUGCCUAUAUACAUUGCGUACUGCAGUUUGUGAAAUGCAAAACGGAACAAAGCGAAAAAAAAUUGCAUGCACUUUGAUUGGGAUUUGCUAUCUUUUGUUGCUGUUUUCCACUCCAUAAAACACUAUUGUUGUUUCGUUUCGCAAACAGAUGUAGCCAUAUGAUUUCGUUUCGCAAAUU
Messenger RNA from Actinia tenebrosa (Australian red waratah sea anemone), 1827 nucleotides. RefSeq names its product bone morphogenetic protein 1. NCBI's taxonomy places the organism in Eukaryota, Metazoa, Cnidaria, Anthozoa, Actiniaria, Actiniidae. The record is from RefSeq and is a predicted model, not a curated record.